Messenger RNA from Chara braunii, 4002 nucleotides. NCBI's taxonomy places the organism in Eukaryota, Viridiplantae, Streptophyta, Charophyceae, Charales, Characeae. The record is from the annotation of a GenBank genome assembly.
GUGGGAUUGGACAGACUUUUUUCGAAUUUUAAAGUUUUGUUUUUUCUUCUUUUUGAUUAGGAAACUGUUCAAAUUGGGAUCUGUCCAAUCCUUCCCACUUGUCUGCUUCCUACCUGUUCCUCCCCCUCCAGUCCGGGUACUGGGCCAGUCCAUCAGAUUGGCCCUCGGGUGACUCUUCAGACUUCGGACACAGAAGUGCAUGACACUGCUCACUCGAUCACAGACCAAGGCCAUGGACCGGAAGGCGGGAGAAUCCCUCUUGGCCUAUGAGGAACGCCUGGCGGCAUUCAUUCAGGAGGCCAACGAUAGGGCUGCCGCCGCGGCCAAGGAACGUAAUCGGCUCGAACAAGAGGAGGAGGCCAAGCGACAGAAGGAGGAACAGGACCGACUUCGUCAAGAAGAGGCAGACCUGCAGGCGCCAGCCGAACACCGAUCACGCCAGCGGGAACGACUGUUCACGCGGGAGACCGUGAUCGGCGAUGAGGCCGCACAUUGGGUGGAAGUGACAUCUGCAGACGGGGCCCCGGAGACUGAGAAAGGGCUGUCAGCCCUUGCGCAGGUCUCCCAUGACCUCGUGGCCACCUGCGCUCUGCAGCAGGAGGAAAUCCUUCACCUGCAGCAGACAGUGGACCAAAUGCUCGCACGGCUGCAGGCGUUGGAGAAACAGCCAGCUGCUGUAGCAGCCGCAGGGCCUUCCACCCUUACCACCCGUGUGCAAGUUUUGGAGGAUGACGUCAGCAACAUCAAGCGUGUGCAACAGGACUUCCGGACGUCGCAGCAAGCAACGAACUUGCAGUUGGAGACGCAGGUGCCCGGAGCUGAAGUGGGCAGUGAGGAAGACAACGGCGCCCAUAGCUGGAAGGAGGAAGACGACAGCGGCCAUAGCCGCCAAGCUGCUGGAGUCAAUAGAGUGCCCGGAGCUGAAGUGGGCAGUGAGGAAGACGAUGGCAGCCAUAGCUGGAAGGAAGCUGCUGGAGUCGACAUAGUUGGGACGAGUACUGCCCCCUACACCCAAGCUCAAGAGGAGCAAGUCGCCGCCAUACUGAGGGAGAGAAGGGAGAAGGAGCUCCUCAAGCACGCAAAGUUGAAGGCGAUAGCGGAGGAGCAGGCGGCGAAGAAGAAGAAGUUGGAGGAAGAGAUGAGGAGAUUAGUGCAGGAGGAGGAAGAGAAGAGGAGGGUUGUUGAAGAAGAAGCAGCAGCAAAGGAGGAAGUCGAAGAAGAACCCCUCGAAAAAAGGCGUAAGGACGCGAGGGGAGAAAGCAGUGGCAUAACGGCGGAGGACAAAUGGAUGGAAAAGAAAAUUAGUGAGUGGGUGGCUAAUUUAUCGCUGGGAGAGGAUGAGGAGGCACUGCUGUACGUGCCUCAGGAGGAGAGAGAGGCAUUCGCUAGGGAGUUGGAAGUGAUGGAGGACCCUUUGGAUCGCCAGACAACAGAAGAUGAAAAGAGGUCGGAGUGGAAAUUGCGUCUGACGAGGGAGAAGAAGAGAAGGAGGGAGGAAGCCAACCGGAUAGCUAGAGAGGUGGAGAAAGUCCAAGCAUGCAGACAAGAGGUGCAGGCACAAGCAGAGACCCCCGCGAAGUUAGAUAAGAUCUUGGGGUAUCUUGAAGUCUUGAGCAUGGCAGAAGAGUUGAAGGAGAGAAUGCCUGCCUGGGCCAAAAUGAAGAAGGAUAGUAAGGGACAACUAGUCUUAGUGGAUGUAGAGGUCUUUAGGAGUAGAGUAGGGUCCCUAAUAGACUCAGGGGCCACUCGCAGUUAUAUUAGCCGUAGAGCGCUGAAGAAGCUAAGGCUAGGGUUAAAAGUCCAAAAGUUAGAAGACCCCAUAGUUAGUGUCCUCGCAGACAACCGCGCUAUGCGUGUUAAGGACUACGUAGAGGGAGUCCAGGUGUAUUUCCGCCUAGAGAAAGAUGGGAAGGUGGAGAGGGUUCUCCAUUCCCUGACUCUCCUCGUACAGGAUGACCUUCCUUUUGAUAUAGUCUUAGGUAUGGAUUGGGGAGAGGCAGUAGGGGCCACACUCCACUUAAGAGAGCAUGAGUGUAGGCUCCCUAGUCCGUCAGGCAAGGUUAAGACUGCCCGCCUGUUUCAUGUGUCUGGAGUAGAUAACUCCUUGGCACAUUGCUGUCUCAGUGUUCCCGCGUUCACGCGAUUAGUGAGAAAAGUAGCCUAUGUGAGGCAUGUCACUGAGCCUAAGGAAGACACACCCAUAGACCCAGCUAUUGCCAAGCUGCUGGAAGAAUUUAAGGAUUUGACAGAGCCGCCGAUACGAGUAGUGUCGCGGCCAAUCCAACAUCGUAUAGAGAUAGAGCCUAGCAGUGGGACUCCUAAGGGAGCAGUCUACAGGAUGUCCCCAAGGGAGUUAGAGGAGCUGCGUAAGCAGUUAGACGAGUUCCUCGAAAAGGGUUGGAUUAGGCCCAGUUCAUCUCCUUUUGGAGCACCAGUUUUGUUUGUCCCCAAGAAGGAAGGAGAGUUACGGAUGUGCAUAGACUAUAGGGGUCUUAAUGCGAUCACAGUGAAGAACGUUGAACCGCUGCCCAGGAUAGACGAUCUUUUAGAUCGGGUGCAGGGUUGCAGAUAUUUUUCGAAGAUCGAUUUGAAGUUCGGAUAUCAUCAGAUAGAGGUCCAUCCUGAUGACCAGUACAAGACUGCAUUCUGGACUAGAUAUGGGCAUUAUGAGUUCAUAGGGAUGCCCUUCGGACCGACCAAUGCGCCAACUACAUUUCAGCGAUGUAUGAAUGAUUUGUUCAGACCUUGGUUAGAUAGAUUCGUCGUAGUUUACUUAGACGACAUUUUAGUAUUCAGUAGGACCCUCCAAGAGCACCAGGGUCAUUUGAGGCAGGUCUUGGAGAAGCUGAGAGAAGCUAACUUCAAGAUAAAUGCGAAGAAAUUCGAGUGGGCCAAGACGCAAGUCUUGUACUUGGGCCACGUUUUAGACGGAGACGACAUUAAGCCUGAGGACAGCAAGAUAGCGGCGAUUAGCGAUUGGCCGACGCCCCGCACGUUGACUGAGUUGCGGUCGUUCCUAGGCCUAGCGAAUUACUAUAGGAAGUUCGUGAGGAACUUCUUGACUAUCGCCGCUUCCCUUCGCAGAUUGCUCAUUGACAAGAAAGAGGCGAUCUGGCAGGUGACGGCAGAAAGAUUUGGAGAAAGAGCGUUUGGGAAACAGAUUGAGGGGUUGAGAUUGGAGUACGGGCAUAUCAAGAAAAAGAUGGAUGAGAUGUAUAGGUCGCUGAAGCAGAAUAUUACGAGCAUUAAGAGACCAGCUAUGGGAGUAUGCAUCAGUAGUCCGCCGGAAGCCCCUGUGAGAGGGAAGAGUAAGGUAAUUGGAGUUGGGACGCCUACCUCACAAGACUUUGAGAAACUAUUGAAGGCUUAUAAUUCGGUCAAAGAGGGAGAAUGUAUUGCGGAUCUAGAAGUGCAAGCUUUAAGGGAAAGAUUUGAAAAGGCUGUGGCAAGGCUCAUCAGGCAAGGGCGCACUCUGCGAUCGAACCUCACCAAGCAUAUGGAUGAGGCCACAAAUGACAAGGAUCAGGACAACCUUCCAAAACGGCAAGACGGGCUCGAUGACCUGACCAUCAGACCUUCAACCCCCAAGAGGACAUCAGGGCGUUUGGCAACGAAGGCGGCGACACUGGAGCGAGCGGAAUUCCUCGAGGAGACAAAGAAAUAUCUGAAGCGCCUCAAGAAACAUGGCCUUCAAACGUUGCGCGAUAAGGAGGGUCUUACUUUUAUUACUUGUGAGCAAGCGAUCAAUGAUAUAGCCGAGCUCCGUACGAUGAUCGCCUUCGAUGGUCGCCAGGCACAGACGAAGCCAGCUCGAUCCAUUCUGGAAUCUGAGGCAGACGAAGGCCGCGACGAAGACAGAGAUACAGUAGAGUUGCACGACACACAACCGGUGGAAGCUGAGGACAAAGAGCACAUUGCUGAAGAAUAGGAAUUUGGCCCAAGCGUGAAAACGGAUCAGAAAGUCUAAAGCCAGCCGUGUCACGACUCCUGAGUCACCCGAAC